AUGAGGCGCUCCUGUUCUCUCUGUGGGCAAGUUGCCAACGUAGAUAGCAUGAGGCGGAUGUAUCCGUCCUCGAGAAAGCCCAAUUUCAUCUUAGCGGCUUUGCUGUCGUUGCUGGGUCUCGUGGAUAGGGCGCUUGUUGAUAGUGUUUGGGAGACACUAUGCAGGAAUAGAAUCUAUGUGUGCCAUAUUCACGUUGUGCGAGCGUGGAAGAACCGUGUCGUAUUACGAAGACCGGAUGCAGAAGGAAGCACUGCUUACUUCUGCACUGAUGAUAUCCCGACGGGUCUCGUUGAGAACAAUAUGGCCAUAAGUGCCCGGGAUGUGUGGUCUUUCAUAAAUGCCGCUAUGAAGAAGUAUCGUGGGACUUCUCUGUGGCCGGAACACUAUGCGGAGGAGGAGGAGGGUAUGUUGGAAGAGGCUGACCGCAGCAUGGCUGCGCCAGGAGAGCAUGGUGAUCCUGAUUCAGUCGUGAAAGAGGAGAUGGAUCAAGAAGAAGGAUCAGUCAUCAAGACAGAGGCAGACUGUGGUGACGACACUGACAAUGCUGAAGAAUGCGAAGAGGUCACACAUGCGGAAAAAGAGAAGGUCACUCAGGCACUUCAACAUAGUGUCUGCCUACCUUGA
Messenger RNA from Cooperia oncophora, 624 nucleotides. The record is from the annotation of a GenBank genome assembly. NCBI's taxonomy places the organism in Eukaryota, Metazoa, Nematoda, Chromadorea, Rhabditida, Trichostrongylidae.